AUGCCCUCCCCACCUACCCCCCACACCGGAUGGCCAGGCAACCCCUGGAGGCGUGCAUGGGGCAGCCCCGAGCCCAGUAGCCACGUGGGGGAGAGCGCGGUGGGCGUGCUCGCCAUCCCCAGUCCGCGGGGCGAGCGGGCACCCCCUGCUCCAGCCGCCAGUGGAGAUGCCGCCACCUCGUUCCUAAGGCCUGGAAGCCGACUCCUGGAGUUCUCUCUGACUGUGCCCUUUGGAUCCCCUCUGGAGGCAGACAUGGCCCGCAGGUGCCUGGUCACCUAUGCCCAACGUCAGCAAGAGAUGGUCCACAAGGAGCUCACAGUGACUGGCAGUGUCUUGACUGUGUCAGUUCUAGGAGAAGCUGGCGUGGGGUGGCGCGGGGUAGUGGGAGGCAGUCUGCACUAUCGUAAUGGGGUGCUGGUUGGGUUCGGUGUUAGCAGACUGAGGUGGACGACUGAAGACCCUGUUCUCUUCACAAUUUCAGUCAACAGUUUUCUUGACCAGCUUUCCAUGGUGAUGAGGAACUUUUAG
Messenger RNA from Dipodomys ordii (Ord's kangaroo rat), 528 nucleotides. RefSeq names its product EKC/KEOPS complex subunit LAGE3-like. The record is from RefSeq and is a predicted model, not a curated record. Bases 1 to 528 code for a protein of 175 amino acids. NCBI's taxonomy places the organism in Eukaryota, Metazoa, Chordata, Mammalia, Rodentia, Heteromyidae. Gene Ontology annotation, cellular component: EKC/KEOPS complex. The transcript has 3 exons.